AUGGUCGGGGAUCAGCCACCGGUGGCCCCCCAUAAACCACCUAAAUCUUUUGCAAGCUUCUUCCAUAGAGCUUCUGAAUCGGUUGCAAAUAAAGAUUCGCUCAUCAAGCCAGUCAAGUUCAUCAAUGGAACGCCAAUCUUGGAAUAUAAAGAUGAUGAAUUUGAAAAACUUGUUGCACCCCACAGAUUGAGUUUAGUGGGUAAAUUUUCGUAUGGCCGUUCCAAGAUGGAGGAAGUCUAUAAUGAAUUCAAGAAGAUUGGAUUCAAUGGUGGCUAUAAUCUAGGUCUUAUGAAUUCAAGGCACGUCUUGAUCUGCUUUGAGGAGGAACAGGACUAUAAGAGAUGUUGGAUUCGGACUUUUUGGAACAUAGCGGGAUACUCAAUGCGGAUUUUAAAAUGGACUCCGGGUUUCCGUUUUGAAGAAGAUCCGCCAGUAGCUCCUAUUUGGGUUUCUCUCUGCGACUUGCUAAUUGAAUACAUGCACCCGGAGGUCAUCUUCUCAAUGGCUACAGCUAUAGGACAACCCUUGAAGGUAGAUACGCCCACUUUGAACAUGACAAGACCAUCGGUGGCAAGGUUUUGUGUUGAAGUGGACCUAAUGAAAGAGUUACCAAAAUCAGUGAAGAUCGGGAAGAGAGGACGUAAGCAUGAGCAAAUUUUCACUUAUGAACACGUCCCUGCGUAUUGUUCAAAGUGCAGCAUAAUUGGGCAUAAGGAAAGAGAUUGCCGUAUUGGAAAGCCAGCUCCCCAAAAAAUUGUUGUGGAUAAGAUAACUGCUCCAAAUGAAAAGAAGAAUGGAAUCAAGAUGGCCAAGCAAAAAGUGAAGUUGGGAUCGAAGAAACCUCAUGAGAAGUCAGAGGUUGAGGUUGAAAUCAUAAACGCUAAUCCACCAGUGUUGAUCCCUGGGGAAUCAACUUCGGGUCUUUCAGCGAGUGAGAAGACAGUGAUCCCAAUGGACAUUCUCGACUCUACGCCUCCAAAAGGCGUAACUGAGGAAGAGGAAAAUCAGGUCUCUAAACGGGUUGCAACUCAGCUAACCGAAGCUCUGCAGGUUGAGGUUUCUCCUAAAGGGAAUCGAUUCUCUGUUCUUGCGGACAUUGAUGAGGUGAGAAAUGGAUCUGACUCUAGUGAGGAGAAUGUAGAACAUAUUCUAGUUGAGAAGCCGUCGCUUGAGAAUAAUUCAGCUCCCGAAAGGCGUGAAACCCUAGCCUUAGCAUCAAUUCCGCAGGCCAAACAGUUGAUAAAUGAGCAUUCGGAUGACUGCAAUGUUGGCUCUCGAAGUCUGAUUGAGGACAGUGAGGAAGAGCAUGUCAACAGUGAUGAUGAAUGA
Molecule: messenger RNA, 1329 nt
Organism: Oldenlandia corymbosa var. corymbosa
Lineage: Eukaryota; Viridiplantae; Streptophyta; Magnoliopsida; Gentianales; Rubiaceae
Source: the annotation of a GenBank genome assembly